Molecule: messenger RNA, 769 nt
Organism: Phanerochaete carnosa HHB-10118-sp
Lineage: Eukaryota; Fungi; Basidiomycota; Agaricomycetes; Polyporales; Phanerochaetaceae
Exons: 4
Coding region: 43-501 (152 amino acids)
Source: RefSeq, a predicted model, not a curated record
GCUCCCAGGAGAUCCACUGACAUCGCGAAACCAAGCAAAGUCAUGGCAUCCGCCGAAGAGAUCAUCCUGAACGCGCCGCACCGCCCAGGCGAGAAGGCCAUCGAGGCCUUCCACGUCGUCCUGCACACCAUCAAGUCCGAGAUCAUCAAGUCGCGGCACCACUGGAACAAGCACGAGCCCAAGAUGUGGGCACGCGCCGCGGGUCUCACUGAUGAGCAGCUCGUCCACUUCACGAUCGAGAGCGAUCUCGUCGAGGUCCGCAGCGCACCGACGUCGUACGGCACCAUCAUCCUGGGCAAGAUCAGACUUCCCGCCGUGCAGGAUGAGGAGGGUGCUGGCUAUGUGCAUAUCAGGAUUCACGACCCGCCCAAUCGAGGUACCGAGGAUGUGUUAUUCCAUUCGAUUUGGACAGACGAAGGCAACCGCAAUGUCGACGGCCAUCCGAUGACUUGGCGCGCAAUCCAGAUCGAGAGCACACCACUCGAGUUCUUCAACGAGUAGGCUUCGCCCCCGGGCCCGCGUUCCGCCUGAUGGAUAUCCGGAAGAUCUGUCUUGGACAACGGUCCGAUGUAUGAUGGAAUUUGAUCUGCUCGGGGACAUUUGUUGUUUUGCGGAUUCCAUGAUGUCGUGGCUGUGGUUUCAUGAUGGUCGUAGCAGCGAUAGAUGAAGAUAGCAGGUCGCCCUUGACGACGCAAAACAGCUCAGCAUAGAUACAUGUUCUUUGAGCACGAAAACAGAAUAAGGCGGCUGACACUUACACCUCAAUCCG